AUGGUCGGCACAGGAGAUAUUAGCGCUUUGCCCACCUCGCUUCCCCCGCCCGACGCCCUCGCUUUCCCCCUCCCGUCGACCUCGCUUUCCCCCUCCCGUCGCCCUCGCUUUCCCCCUCCCGUCGACCUCGCUUUCCCCCUCCCGUCGCCCUCGCCUUCUCUACCCUUCCCAGCCUCUUUCCCCCUUCUCACUCUCUCCCCCCCUCCUCACUCCGUUUCCCCCUGCUCACUCUUUUCCCCCCUCCUCAUUCUGUUUCCCCCUGCUCACUCUUUUCCCCCCUCCUCAUUCUGUUUCCCCCUUGCUCACUCUUUUCCCCCCUCCUCAUUCUGUUUCCCCCUUGCUCACUCUUUUCCCCCCUCCUCAUUCUGUUUCCCCCUGCUCACUCUUUUCCCCCCUCCUCAUUCUGUUUCCCCCUUGCUCACUCUUUUCCCCCCUCCUCAUUCUGUUUCCCCCUGCUCACUCUUUUCCCCCCUCCUCAUUCUGUUUCCCCCUUGCUCACUUUCUUCCCCCCUGCUCGCUCUCUUCCCCCUUGCUCACUAUGCUCCCCCCUGCUCACUCUCUUCCCCCCCCUCACUCUGUUUCCUCCUUGCUCUCUUUUUCCCCCUGCUCACUCUCUUCCCCCCUUCUCACUCUCUCCCCCCUUCCUCACUCUGUUUCCCCCUGCUCACCCUCUCCUCCUCACUCUAUUCCCCCUGCUCUAUCCCCCCCUGCUCUAUUCCCCCCUGCUAUAUUCCCCCCUGCUAUAUUCCCCCCUGCUAUAUGCUCUGUUCCCCCCUGCUCUGUUCCCCCCUGCUCUGUUCCCCCCUGCUCUAUUCCCCACUGCUCUAUUCCCCCCUGCUCUUUUCCCCCCUGCUCUAUUCCCCCCUGCUCUCUUCCCCCCUGCUCUUUUCCCCCCUGCUCUUUUCCCCCCUGCUCUCCCCCGGUUUUUUCCCCCCCUGCUCUAUUCCCCCCUGCUCUAAUUUCCCCUGCUCUUUUCCCCCCUGCUCUAUUCCCCCCUGCUCUCUUUUUCCCUGCUCUUUUCCCCCCUGCUCUCUUCCCCCCUGCUCUCUUCCCCCCUGCUCUAUCCCCCCCUUCUCUUUUCCCCCCUGCUCUAUUCCCCCCGGUUUUUUCCCCCCCUGCUCUAUUCCCCCCUGCUCUAAUCCCCCCUGCUUUUUUCCCCCUUGCUCUAUUCCCCCCCUGCUCUCUUCCCCCCUGCUCUUUUCCCCCAUGCUCACACUCUUUCCCCAUUGCUCAUUCUCUUCCCCGCUGCUCAUUUUCUUUCCCCUUGCUCAUUCUGUUUCCCCCUGCUCAUUCUGUUCCCCCCCUGUUCACUCCCUUCCCCCAUGCCCACCCUCUUUCCCCCUGCUCACUCUCUUCCCCCCUCCUCACUCUCUUCCCCCCUCCUCACUCUCUUCCCCCCUCCUCACUCUCUUCCCCCCUGCUCACUGUCUCCCCUGCACUCUGUUUUUUCCUGCUCAUUCUGUACAGGUGCCCAGCACCAGGUGUAGGGAGGGACCCACAAGUCUUGCCUUUUUGCUGCUGUGUAUGCAGACAAGAGUGGGAAAAGGCAUAUUAAUGAGUAACUUGGUUCUUUUUAACUAG
Messenger RNA from Closterium sp. Yama58-4, 1581 nucleotides. NCBI's taxonomy places the organism in Eukaryota, Viridiplantae, Streptophyta, Zygnematophyceae, Desmidiales, Closteriaceae. The record is from the annotation of a GenBank genome assembly.